Messenger RNA from Acanthopagrus latus (yellowfin seabream), 3595 nucleotides. Its product is annotated as nuclear factor 7, brain-like. NCBI's taxonomy places the organism in Eukaryota, Metazoa, Chordata, Actinopteri, Spariformes, Sparidae. The transcript has a single exon. Gene Ontology annotation, molecular function: protein binding; metal ion binding. The coding region runs from base 927 to 2321 and encodes 464 amino acids. The record is from RefSeq and is a predicted model, not a curated record.
GACACAGUGUGUAAAGUGAUGCUGCAUGUGAGAGAAAUAAUGUGUUUUUUGAAAAUUAAAGGAGGUCAACAUAUUUUGCUACGACCCACAAAUAAAAGUAUGAACCUGAAAAUUAGCAUAAAAAGACCUCUUUAAAAUACGGUGGUCCUUUCCACACUCAGAAGGCCCUCUGAGGAAAUGUGAUCGUGAUUUUGGGCUAUAUUUCAAUGUUCAGGAAUACAAAUGUUGAUGUUACAGUAUGAAGUCAAUGUAUUAGCCUAGGUGAAGAUAUUUGCUGAAGUUAGCAUGCUAACCGGCUAGCCCCGGGCUGUCAAAAGCUUCUUUGCUGGCAAUGUGAUCUCUGUUCGGACCGCUAGCUGAAUGGCUCGCUGAGCUAAGUGGCUAAUGGAAGCUACAGUUAUGUGAUUCUCCUGCCUCUGUUAAAAAGCUGAUUAGUCUUAGCUAAAGAAAUUCAUUACUGAACCCCACAUAACUUUCCACAGGUCCCUUGUUUAAGAUAAAAUUAUUUUGGUAACUUUUCCAAAUUGUCUACUUACCCAGGAAGCAAAUAAAAAACACAACUGAGUGUUUUACUGCUGUCCUUGAUGAAUAAAUCCUAAAAUAGUGCUGUGGAAGGAAACUCUUGCCUCGUUCAUUCCUUAAUGGUUCUGAAUCUGACACUGAUUGUCAGACAAAGCUCCUCCUCCAGCUCACACGAGACAAACCAGGAAGCAGAUCAUUUUUCCUCCACCAGGAAGCAACACAGACACACUGAGAGACGGACAAUAAGAAUCUCUCUCUCUACAGACCCACAACAGCCCCUGAGGGAGGAAAGCUUCAGACGGGAAAUACUGGGAAUUUUGCACCUUCAACGCGCUGCCGGCUGUGAGUUUAAGGGCGUGGAGGGGACGACUCCCAGUUUAUUAAGUUCCAGGGAGCCACGAUAGAUGACUUCCUGUUUACCCACUCAGCCUGGUAUGAAAAUGUCUUUCCGUUCAGAGGAGGAUCUGUCCUGUCCUGUGUGCCAGGACAUCUUUAAAGACCCCGUUGUCCUGACGUGCAGCCACAGCUUCUGCAGAGACUGUCUGCAGAGAUGGUGGAGGGGGAAACCUAAACAGGAGUGUCCGGUUUGUAAGAGGAGAUCAUCGAGGAGCGACCCGCCUCGUAACCUGGCGUUAAAGAACCUGUGUGAGAGCUUCGUACAGGAGAGAGAUCAGAGCUUCUGCAGUCUGCACCCUGAGAAACUCUUCUGUCUGGACCAUCAGCAGCCGAUGUGUGUCGCCUGCAGAGAUUCAAAAGCACGUGGAUUCAGACCCAUCCAUGAGUUUGCACAAGAUCACAAAGUGGAGCUGCAGAAGUCCCUGAAGCCCCUCAAAGAGAAACUGAGGGUCUUCGAACAAGUGAAAGAAAACUGCGAUCAGACAGCAAAACACAUCAAGUCUCAGGCCCGACACACAGAGAGGCAGAUUAAAGAGCAGUUUAAGAAGCUUCAUCAGUUCCUAGAAGAGGAAGAGGAGGCCAGGAUCUCUGCUCUGAGGGAGGAAGAGGAGCAGAAGACUCAGAUGAUGAAGGAGAAGACUGAAGCUCUGGGUAAAGACAUAGCAGCUCUGUCAGACACGAUCAGAGCCACAGAGGAGGAGCUGAGAGCUGGAGACGUCUCGUUCCUGCAGAACUACAAGGCUGCAGUGAAGAGAGUCCAGCAGCGCCCCCUGCUGGAGGAUCCACAGCUGGACUCAGGAGCUCUGAUAGACGAGGCCAAACACCUGGGCAACCUGAGCUACAACAUCUGGAACAAGAUGAAGGAGAAGGUCUCCUACACUCCUGUGGUUCUGGACCCAAACUCUGCUCAUCCAGACUUUAUCCUGUCUGCAGAUCUGACCGGUGUGAGACGUGCAGAGAGACAGAAGCUUCCUGAAAACCCAGAGAGGAACGACUACCAUCGCUCAGUCUGGGGUCGUGAAGGCUUCAGCUCAGGGACUCACAGCUGGGACGUCGAAGUCGGACACAAUCCCGCCUGGUUCGUCGGUGCGGCAGCAAAGUCUCUCCACAAGAAGGGACCCAUGAAAUCUGGGUUUUGGCAAAUUGAGUUCUUCAACGGUAAAUACAGCGCACGCUCGUUAGGAUGUCUUCUCGCUGACCUCCCGGUGAAGAAGAAGCUCCAGAGGAUCAGAGUUCGUCUGGACUGGAACAGAGGAAAACUGUCAUUCUUCGAUCCUGAUGCAAACACACACAUAUACACCUUCACACACACCUUCACUGACCAGCUGUUUCCAUGCAUGGGCACUUUGAAUGAACUCUCACUGAAGAUAUCAGAAGGCAAAAUCUACGUAGUGAAAGAAUAACGGACAGAGGUUAGAAACAUUAAUGAGAAAUGCAUGUCUGAAAAACAGCAGCGAUCAGCCACGACAUUAUAAAACACUGACAGGUGAAAUUAAAUUGAUUGUCUUGUUAGAAAACUGUGUUCAUCUGUGAAACUUUUGGUCCUGUUAAAACGUGAAUGUCACUUGACCGGAGAUGAUGCCAACCUGACCUCCCUCGAUCCAAAUCCCAUCAAACAUAACGUGAGAUGCACUGGAACAAGUCUAAUUCCUGGAGGCCCGACAUCAGAACCCACAGGACCCAAAGAAUCCACCUCUAACAUCGAGGUGCCACCAGUUGACGCCAACUUUUUCCCGUAAGCUUACACUGCGAAAGAAGCAGCUGUAACUCGUUUGAGCCGUUCAGUCCAGUAAAAUCUGUAAAAUCAGUUUCUCUCUGAUCACGUUAGUUAGUCGGUCAUCUUGAGUCAACAUGACGUGACACGAAGCAGGAGAUUUGGGUAAAUAUAUUGGCGAGAAGUCAAGCUUCCAGCGCUGUAUCCAGUUUUUAAAGGAGCAAUUUUUAGUUUUUUGGCAAGAAAAAUAUUCAGAAUAGAAAAAGUUUUCUAAGCCUGAAGCACCAAAUUGGCACAAAUAUCAUCCGUACCUGUCAGUUCUUUUAGUGUUCUGGCUGAUCGGUGUAUAAUUCAACAUUAUAAAGAUGUUAUAUUACCAACAGAUGCCUAUUCACACUUUAAUCAAAGCCAUAUAAUAUAUGAAUAACACAUCAUUCCAGCAGAGUCGUGUUUGUUUCCACAAGGUGAAUUUCAGUCCAAUCGUUAUCUCCUUAGAAAAAAUAUGUUUGUUUUUUUUAUCAACAAACACUUGAAAGUAGACUUUACUGUUAACUCUUUAUAAAAGUGAAUAUAAUGCAGUAUGAAUGAAUUGCAGCCGUGUUCUGUAUUUACAGGCUGUUCUUUACGCGUCUGCCUGCUGCAGUCGUAUCAUUCGACCACAUGAUGGCGCCACAAACUGUCUGAUGAUCAUGAAGGUUCAUGAAAAACACAGAAAAAGAAAAGUUACUUUUUUUUUUUUAAUGCCUGAUCUGAGCUCUUAAUUCAAAAUGUGAAUCCAGCUGUUUUUUUCUCUUUUUGAACUGCAUUUUUAAACUGUUUGAUUGUUUAUGAAUUCAAAAAUAUAUUUCAAAUGAUCUUCUUUGACCUCGACUGUUAAAUGUUUGUUUUGUGAAUCCUUUUUUAAUUUGAACUAUUUAUUGAUGGAUUAUGAUUUAAUUUGUAAUUCCUCUUUUUAUUGCCCAU